CAGCCGCACCUCCUCCGGCUCUGCAGCGGCGGCGGGGAGGCAGCGGCGGCGCCUGAGGGGCCGGGGCUGGAGCGGAGCCGGGGUCGGGGCAGCGGCGGGGACCCCCGGAGGCGUGGCCUGCGGGACAGCGAUGGGCGUGGAGAUCGAGACCAUCUCUCCCGGAGACGGAAGGACAUUCCCCAAGAAGGGCCAGACAUGUGUGGUGCACUAUACAGGAAUGCUCCAAAAUGGGAAGAAAUUCGAUUCAUCCAGAGACAGAAACAAACCUUUCAAGUUCAGAAUUGGCAAACAGGAAGUCAUCAAAGGUUUUGAAGAUGGUGCAGCCCAGCUGGGUCCUCUUUCUCCUCUCCCCAUCUGCCCCCAUCCCUGCUAGAUGAGCUUGGGGCAGAGGGCGAAGCUGACCUGCACCCCUGAUGUGGCAUAUGGAGCCACGGGCCACCCCGGUGUCAUCCCUCCCAAUGCCACCCUCAUCUUUGACGUGGAGCUGCUCAACUUAGAGUGAAGGCAGGAAGGAACUCGAGGUGGCUGGAGAUGGUUGCGGCUCACCCUCCUAGCCUGCUCUGUCACUGGGAUGGCCCCUCUUGUUUGGGGCUUUUGAUCAGUGUGCUGACCUCACCGCCCCACGGCAUUAUCCAUGCUCUCUGCCCAAAUUGCUCUGUUUGUCACUGUUCAUGCACAUCCUUGCUCGAGGAAACUUUGGUUGCAGAUGGAAACAUUUUAGGUUGCGCAUUUUGUGUGAUGCAUGUAGUAGCCAUUCCUGAUCACGGAAUGCAGAUUUCUUGUUCGCACAAUCAACACUGCCUUACCUUCACUUAAGCCAGACACACAAGGUGCUCAGAUAUGAAAUGUACAUGGUGUACACAGAGGGACUUGAGCCAGUUACCUUUGCUGUCACUUUCUCUCUCUAUAAAUUCUGUUGGCUGCUCAAACAAUGUCCUCUUUGGAAAUAAUAUAUAAAAUAAAGGUUCUGUGCUUGACAAA
Nycticebus coucang (slow loris) is the source of this 981-nucleotide messenger RNA. It is a transcript of the gene FKBP1B, whose product is annotated as FKBP prolyl isomerase 1B. The coding region runs from base 131 to 373 and encodes 80 amino acids. Lineage: Eukaryota; Metazoa; Chordata; Mammalia; Primates; Lorisidae. Gene Ontology annotation, biological process: regulation of cardiac muscle contraction by regulation of the release of sequestered calcium ion. The transcript is spliced from 4 exons. Gene Ontology annotation, molecular function: peptidyl-prolyl cis-trans isomerase activity. Gene Ontology annotation, cellular component: sarcoplasmic reticulum membrane. The record is from RefSeq and is a predicted model, not a curated record.